Messenger RNA from Spodoptera exigua (beet armyworm), 876 nucleotides. Lineage: Eukaryota; Metazoa; Arthropoda; Insecta; Lepidoptera; Noctuidae. The record is from the annotation of a GenBank genome assembly.
AUGAGCAGCGUGCUCAUGAGGAAGAACAUCAACAGUAGGCUGCGCGACGUCGCCGCGUCCGCGCACGCUGCUCAUGAGGAAGAACCCCUCUGUGGUUCGAAACUAGUAGAGCUUUUCUCAUCAUUUACACCGUUCCACGCGCUUCAAAGACCUUAUAGAUUGCUAAAGACGGAACCCACCAGGAUCGAAAUUCAGGCAGAGUUGCAGAGCAAGCGUAAAGAGGCACCGCGGCCUCGGCUUAGAGCAGACGAAGGAACGGGAGUGUUUUUAUCCGAAGAGUUUGAAAAAGCUGGUCCGCCGUGCGCUCCCAUGCAGAUGGUCCACCGUCUGUGUCCUCAUCACAACGUGGUGCAGCAGUUCGCAGUCGAACAGAAAGACUCUUUGGACGAACAUCUAGAUGUCCUGACUAGGAAACUUGCAGAAAAGGAAGGCCGUCUUCGCCUAUCAAAGUCCAAGAUCAGGGAGACACAGAACGAGAUUGAGAGUCUCCACGCAAUAGACCACGACGUAAGGACAAGAUACCGGGAGAUCAUGGAAUCUCUUCGCAACGACCUGCUCUGCAACGAGAAGGAAUGCAAGAAACUACAGGAACAGAUUGAAUGGGUGUCCAGAAGACGAGCCGAGCUAAAAGAACAGGUCCGUCAGGGCAAGCAGUUUUACGGAGAAGCUGCUGCGGAAUUGGCGUGCAAUCUUGCGGAAUUGCAACGAGGUAGAUUACCAGAUCCAAGGCUAAUGGACAAACCGCAAAAGCAGACGUCCAUCACCUCAAUCAGACUCCGCCGAGAGCCACACUUCCCUCGGGCGACGCCUGUCGGUUCCAUAGUCAUCAAACAGUCUCCUCUAUCAAACUGUUCUCAAAGACUUGUUGAUGAGUGA